This is a messenger RNA of Penicillium manginii, 732 nucleotides long. RefSeq names its product GNAT family acetyltransferase. Bases 1 to 732 code for a protein of 243 amino acids. NCBI's taxonomy places the organism in Eukaryota, Fungi, Ascomycota, Eurotiomycetes, Eurotiales, Aspergillaceae. Gene Ontology annotation, molecular function: acyltransferase activity, transferring groups other than amino-acyl groups. The transcript has 2 exons. The record is from RefSeq and is a predicted model, not a curated record.
AUGUGUAUACGCAGAGCCACCCCCAAUGACCUCCCCUCCCUCGCAGACAUCGCCGCCCAGGCAAUGCUUCACGAUGAACUCUUCAUCCACCUCUGUCCCCACCGCCACACCUACUAUGCGGACUUCCGCAGUGCCUUCCUCCGUCGCCUGAGAAUGCGCCUACAUACCCCGGGAUAUGUAAUGCUAGUCGCCGUCGAGUCGGGCUCGGAGUCGGAGCACAACGGGGACCUCAGGGGCGAGCGCGUGCGUGGUUACGCAGUGUGGAGCAGACGCGGGGAUAGUCCAGCCGCCACACAAUGGCAGAAUGAAAAUGGGAGUAGCUGGUGGAACGCCCUUGAACGCACUCUCCUCGCCAUUGAAGACCGCUAUUAUGCUCUCGUAUCCCCUGAUCGCAGCUUGGACCCUGUCCGCUUAGACCGAUAUCUGCAGGCCUGUGCGACGGGCUAUGAUUUUGCCGCCCUGCCCGAGCUCUGGUUCCUGGCGACUGUGGCGGUGGAUCCUCGGCAUCAGCGUCGCGGGUUCGGUCGGAGUUUAGUGCGGUGGGGUCUGGAUCGGGCGAACGAGGAGCGGAUCCCGGUUGGUCUGGAGGCUAGUCGGCAGGGUCUGGCUCUGUAUGAGGGACUGGGGUUCCGUGCUGUUGCCAGUGCGAUGGGUGAGGUGGUUCCUGGGUUGGAAGUGCCAGCUAUGCUGUGGGAACCUGAAUCUGCUGAUCCUUGUAACUCAGAUGUGUGA